Molecule: messenger RNA, 3517 nt
Organism: Micropterus salmoides (largemouth bass)
Lineage: Eukaryota; Metazoa; Chordata; Actinopteri; Centrarchiformes; Centrarchidae
Gene: prickle3
Product: prickle homolog 3
Exons: 11
Coding region: 137-2563 (808 amino acids)
Molecular function (GO): zinc ion binding
Source: RefSeq, a predicted model, not a curated record
AGUCUGUGGCAGUCUGAGGGGGACAUCAUGUAGUUUAAGACAGACGGUGUGACUUAAAAUAUUUAGACCUCGGCGUUUCUUCCCUCCGUUUGUUCCCUGGAAAACGCUUUGUCUUCUUUAACAUCCAACCAACAUCAUGUUUCUGCGCGGAUCAAAAAAGCGGCGGUCGAACCGCUCGCAGGAGGAAGAGGACCCAGACAGAGGGCAGCCCUGUAUGCGCUGUGGAGACCAGUGCCCCGGCUUCCGUGUCCAUGGCUGGAGGAAGAUCUGUGUACACUGCAAGUGUGUGCGAGAGGAGCAUGCCGUUCGCUCAGUGCCGGGCCAGCUGGAAAAGAUGAUGACAAAGCUAGUGUCAGACUUCCAGAGACACUCCAUCUCCGACGACGACUCAGGCUGCGCCUCCGAGGAGUAUGCAUGGGUCCCACCUGGGCUCAAGCCCGAACAGGUAUACCAGUAUUUUAGCUGCUUGCCAGAGGACAGGGUGCCUUAUGUUAACAGUCCAGGGGAAAGAUACCGAAUCAAACAACUGCUGCACCAGCUUCCAGCCCACGACAGUGAGCCCCAGUACUGUAACUCUCUGGACGAGGAGGAGAAGAAGGAGCUGCGUUUGUUCAGUCAGCAGAGGAAAAGAGAAAACUUGGGCAAGGGCGUCGUCAGACUCUUCCCAGUAACUAUGACAGGAGCCAUCUGCCAGCAGUGUGGUAGACAGAUCUGCGGUGGAGACAUAGCCGUGUUUGCCAGUCGGGCAGGACACGGCAGCUGCUGGCACCCUCAGUGUUUCCAGUGUGCCUCCUGCAGUGAGCUGCUGGUCGAUCUGAUCUACUUCUACCAGGACGGACAGAUCUACUGCGGCCGGCACCACGCUGAGAGGCUCAAGCCCCGCUGUCAGGCCUGCGACGAGAUUAUUCUGGCAGAUGAAUGUACGGAGGCAGAAGGAAGAUAUUGGCACAUGAAGCAUUUCUGUUGUUUUGAGUGCGAGGCUGCGCUGGGCGGCCAGCGUUACAUCAUGAGAGAGAGUCGACCGUACUGCUGCUCCUGCUACGAGUCCCUGUAUGCAGAGUACUGCGAUACCUGUGGAGAACACAUAGGUAUCGACCAGGGCCAGAUGACAUACGAGGGUCAACACUGGCACGCUGUGGAGUCGUGUUUCUGCUGCGCCCGCUGUAAACUACCUCUGCUGGGGCUUCCCUUCCUCCCUCGAGCGGGACUCAUCUUCUGCUCCAGAUCCUGCUCGCUGGGCGAGGACCCCAAUAACUCAGACUCCUGUGACUCUGCGCUGCAGAUUGGACCAGUUCAGCAUAGACCAUGUGGGACAGCUGAGAAACACCAACAGUGCGGUUCUCCACUUCAGCCAAUAGAGGGCAUCAAACUCCCUAUAACUCCUGCAAAAGACUGCAUUCAUACUGCAGUGGAAAACAAAGGUGUCCACUGCACUGCUCCAGUUCAAAAUGGAGUUUCUUCACCCAGUGGUCAUCCUCAUUCAAGAGGCUCCUACUCACCUCUUCCCCACAUUCAUCUAGGAAAUGGCUUGGGUCCGUCUUGGCCCAGUGACCUUCCACAUUACAGUUUACUGCCAGGGGACUGUGGUAUCAAACCUCCUGUCGGUGGUGGAGAGCUAAAUGGAAAUACUGGACUAACUGGUCUUAGUUCAAGAGGAACCACUACUGCUAAAGACUGCCGGAAUUGGGUGGAAAGGACGAAUCAAGUUAUGCAAGUGUUUCCUCCUCAGAACAACUCACAUGUGAACCACCUCACUUCACUUGACUCGCCUCCCCUCCUGCCCAAUAACCCAUCCUCCCUCCCACCUCCUUUGCCCCUUAAAUCUCGUGACUUGAUGCCCCAGGAGUCACCCCCACCAAACCUCCCCCCACCAGAGGACAAACCCUCUGAUUCUCCACCCCCGCUGUCUCGCAGUGGCACAGCGAGGGUCAGCUUCAGAGAACCAAUCAGCAGCAGCUACUCCGUUGACGAGGAUGAAGAUGAGAAUGAGGAGGAGCUACAAGAGGGCGAAGAAAACCAGCAGGAAAAAGAUGGGGUGGAGGGAGGUUUCGGAAGCAGGUUACAUCUACAGAAAGGCAUCCCACCACAGAUGGAUCUGCUGGAUGGAUCCUCAUAUCACCAGCGGAGUCUGCGACGAGGCUGGAGCCGCUGCCGUUUCCCCUCCGACCCUGCUCUACACCCGGGAGGAGAGAGGCACUCCCAACGAUCGCGACCCGACCGGCCUCGGCUGGACGCCCUGGAGCGGAGAGGCGAGAAAGACAGGGACAACAGGGGCGCCGCCAAAGCCUCCUCACUGACCUCCCAGCCAGCCCAGUACAAACAUGAAGAUUCCUGUUCUACCUGCACUUCAUCUUCUGACUCAGAGGAAGAGGGAUACUUCCUGGGACAGCCCAUACCUCUGCCCCCGCAGCUCCGAAAGCAGCAGCCUGAGGAGGGCAAAGACAGAGAGGGAGAAGAGAAGAGGGAGGUGCAGAGAGACUGGGGACUGAGAGGCAGCAUACGGCGGAGACGAGCUCAAAGUCUUGGUGCGAAGGAUAAAGAUAAAAACUGUGCUAUCUCCUAACCCCUAACAACCAGCAACAUCAAAACACAGCAUGUUAUUUUCUAAAUUAUGGUGCACAAGAAGAACUAAUGGCCCUUCAUUACUCUGCUGUUUAUCAGUUUUAUGAUGGUGGUGUAGUGUUAAAUCCAAACACACAUGUGCAGACUUUUCCAAAAGCGGACCACAGCUAUUGUUCUUGACACACUACUUAGCAAGCACAGUAAACCUCAGAGAAGUCACUACUUUAACUCUAUGGUAUUGACCUCUCAUUGUUUGACUUUGAGAUGUUACCGUGUAGAAAAUGGUGUAUGAAUCAUGUGAUUAGUGAUGAAUGUGGAGUGAUUAUUUGGUAACAUUUAUGUAUGGAGUAUAUUUUAACAGGACUCACAGCAGUGAUGCAGUUUCUACCACAAACUGCCGUGGCCCUGAAGUGAACUGUUACUGCUUUUUAACAAUACUUGUCAUUUACAUAUGCAAACCUACAGCGGCACAUUUGACCAGUAACUGACAGCAGAUUCCUCCAUCAUGCUUUGUAAAAGGAAUAUUAAAUACAUCUUAUUUUUAACUCUACUGUAACCAUUUUCCGGUGCUCCUAUGUGCAAAUGUGUUACAGUUAUGAAUACUAAAUGGCCAAAUAUUAUGGGAUGGAGUAUAAUGACUUCUUACUGUGGUAGUUUUAUGCUUUGAAAAUCAAAAGGAUUGUUAAAGACACAAAGGAGAAUUUGAGUGAAUUUUGGAGGUGAAGUUUGUAGCGUGUGUUGUAUAGGCCAAACUAAAUUCUGCAAAGUCAUGUCUUAAGUCAAUAAGAAACACUUUUAUGGCUCUAUUGUCAUUUAUUUUUAUAUACUUGGUGUAGGUCACUGUUUUUCCUUGUUUUAUUUCGGGUAAAAGGAAGAGAUCAUAAUGAUAGUUUCUGUUUCUCUGAUUGUGUGAGACAAUUUUAUAGUAAUAUUAAAUUUGUCUAAAUUGUUUGUC